This is a messenger RNA of Lachnellula hyalina, 783 nucleotides long. It is a transcript of the gene Iah1, whose product is annotated as Isoamyl acetate-hydrolyzing esterase 1-like protein. The record is from RefSeq and is a predicted model, not a curated record. The coding region runs from base 1 to 783 and encodes 260 amino acids. Gene Ontology annotation, molecular function: hydrolase activity, acting on ester bonds. The transcript is spliced from 3 exons. Lineage: Eukaryota; Fungi; Ascomycota; Leotiomycetes; Helotiales; Lachnaceae.
AUGGCAGACAAGAAGUAUCCUCAAUUUCUCUUAAUUGGGGACUCAAUUAUCCAAUUUACCAGCUUCACUAAAGAUGGCUUCUCUUUUGGAGCUGGACUUUCAGAACACGUCGAUAGGAGACUAGAUGUCAUCAAUAGAGGCUUAAGUGGAUACAACACCAACCAAGCAAUGGUCAUUCUGGACCGUCUCGUCCCAUCUCCCUCUUCCGCCAAAGUAGACUACCUACUUCUGCUCUUCGGCUCCAAUGAUGCCUGUCUCCCAGAUUGUCCCACCAAACAGCAUGUCCCACUGGAUCAAUACCGCAAGAACAUGCACGCCAUCCUGAACCAUGCAUCUGUCAAGGCUCACAAUCCCACUAUUCUACUAGCCACACCACCCCCUCUCAAUGAAGUCCAUCUUGAAGCUGAGGACUUGAAAAGAGGCCACUCAGCUCUUACCAGACGUCAAAGCUACACCGAGCAGUACGUUAAGGCUGUGAGGGAGAUUGCGGAAGAGUACAAGGAUCAGAGAGUCGUGUUGGUUGAUCUUUGGGCUGCUAUGAUGAAGGAAGGUGCAAGAUUGACUCCUGGUUUUGUGGAAGGAGGGGGUUUGUUAGGGUCAAAAGAGAAGGGUGAUAGUGAGGGUUUACGAAAGCUGGUGGUGGAUGGCCUUCAUCUUACGGGCGCGGGAUAUAAAGUCUUCCUUGACCAGGUUUUGCCAGUGGUUGGGAAGGAAUGGGCGGGGGAACCGAUGCAUGAUCCUUCGUGGAUCUUUCCUCACUGGUCAGUUGCACCUUCCCAAUAA